This is a messenger RNA of Pomacea canaliculata, 3643 nucleotides long. RefSeq lists its product as uncharacterized. Lineage: Eukaryota; Metazoa; Mollusca; Gastropoda; Architaenioglossa; Ampullariidae. Bases 753 to 1760 code for a protein of 335 amino acids. The record is from RefSeq and is a predicted model, not a curated record. The transcript has a single exon. Gene Ontology annotation, biological process: protein refolding; response to heat. Gene Ontology annotation, molecular function: protein folding chaperone.
AUCGAGGACAUACCACUUAGAAUCUUUGUAAAUGUAACUCGAGAAAGUAAAAAAAAAAAUUGUCACUUUUAUUUUAAUGAUUUUGGUUAGCAGUUAACUGUAAUUUUUUGUACCUUACAUAAACCAACGCUUUUCUGUCUCCAGUCACUCACUGGGCAUUGACUGAAUGUAUGGCUGUUUGCGUUCGGUUAAAUCUGUGGGGCUGGGAGGCAGGGAUUUGAACAGUUGGACUGAGAGAAGAGAGCACUGUGUGGGAGGUGAUUCAUGCCUGGCCUUGUGACUGCAAAAUCAUUGGAUGGAAAUCUUGCUAGGCAAGCUGGCGGCUGGAUUAAGAACUUGUUCCAUUAUGUGAAGACCAGUUUAUCAAGUGCUAAACAUCAACUUGGUGUGGUCUUCUCACUUUGUUAGCUGCAGAACUUGAAGGUGCUAUGUGUGCAUCUUUCCAAGCGUUCAUUAAAUGCCAGCUAGGACUGUGCAUUAUAAGUAUUCAGCCUUCAUCUUGAGAGAGAUAAAGUUUAGAUUAAAUUAAUUGUUUAGCCACAGAAAGAAAACUGCUAAAUUUCAACAUUACAGUACCUGAUGUAGUUGUCACCUAACCCAUUUACCAUCUGAAAAAUCACAGUGUGGAUCAGUGAAAAGGAAGGCAGUGAUAGCUUUACUGUAGGUGAUAUAAACUUGUCAGUUUCAUUUAUUGGCUGCAUCUUCAGAACUUCUGUGGAAAGUUAAAGGGAAGCCUGAUUGUGAAAACUACAAUGGCUGAUGUCAGGUGCAGAAGGAGUAUUGUUCAUCCUCAUUUGUUGUUAUCUGAGAACUAUCAAUGUCUAUCUCAGUCAAGGCAGAAUAUUUCAUCUUCAUUUGCAAGUCAACAGCUUGGUCAUUAUAAAAACAUGAUGCAUGUAUUUGAGAAUGAUGCAAGUCCAUCACAGACAAGGAGAAAUGUUCCAUCAUCAUACACAAGUCAACAGCCUAGAUAUCAUGAACAGAUAAAGCGGAUAUCUCAGAAUGGUUUGAGCCCACCUCAGUCAAGGUGGAAUAUUUCUUCCUCGCAACCUGGUUGUUAUGAAAAGUUAAUGCAUGUAUCUGAAAAUGGUGUGAGUUUGUUGCUGCCAAGGAAGAAUAUUCCAUCAUCAUGUGCAAGCUAUGCAAAUCAGCUGCCUAGUCCACACAAACAAAUAAUGCAUGUACAUCAUGAGCUGGGUAGAAGCAUUGAUAAAAUGGAUGGCUUAUUUCAGAUUGACCUACCUAUCAGAAUCUGUCAGCCUCAUCAUAGCAAACGUAAGGUGACAUUUGCAUCCUCACAAUUAAGUCCUUCAUACCAGAAAGCUCUGCCAGUCUCCAAUGGAGUUAAAUGGCUUAAAAAAGAUAGGAAUAGGAGUGAUAGUCUGUUAGAAGCCAAAUCAAAUCAUCAGCAUCUGAGCAAUUACUAUGUUCAAGAUGAUAUGCCUGAGUCUGGCCAUUUGAUGGAGAACUAUGAUAGAUACAAGAAUUUCUGUCUUGAGUUUGACCUGCAUCAUUUUAGACCAGAAGAGAUCACAGUCCAUACCAUGGGUCAGAAGUUGUUAGUGGAAGCCCAUCAUGAGGAGAGGGGAAAUGGGUUGAAAAUAUCGCAAGAAUAUUUCCGUGAACAUAUACUUCCUGCUGAGGUGGAUCCAUACAGUGUGACAUCGAGCUUUAAUCAUUCUGGCAUUCUCUGCAUUAAAGCACCACUACCUGUCACAGAAAACAAAAUAAUUCCAGCAAACCUUAUUCCUCUUAUGUGAAAAUUAGUUCUGAUGUGUAUGAUACUGAUAUUCUGAUCUGGAAUACUGUUCAGUUACCUUGGAAUUUAACUGUCAUUUCAUUGAAGUGCAUAUAUGGAAACAAAGGAUAAGUAGUUUCAUGUUUUUAUAUGCAAAUGUCAAAUCAAUCGAUGUUCACAGUGCUGCAACUCAUCUGGUGGUUGGUGUCAUAUGUUGCCUCAAGCACUAAUACCAAAUAUAUCUGAUAAAGAUCUUAAUACUCACUUUAGUACCCUCCUGAUGGUAAGUAAUGAUACUGACCUCUACAGAAGACCUUGAUCACACUUGUGUUUCAGUGUAUGUAUGCACGAGUGUAUGUGUAUAAGUGUGCAUGCAUGAAUGUAUGUGUUUGAGUGUGCAUUCAUGAGUGCAUGUGUACAGUAUGUGUAUACUAGUGUGUGUGAGCUAGUGUACAUUGUGUGUGAGCGAGAGAGAGAGUGUAUGUGUGAAAAUAAUUACCUUGACAAUAAGGGAGUUUGUUGACAGUACAAAGCAGGAAUUCAUUACAAGCAUGAUUACCAGCAAAUCCGUGAGUUGUGACAGAAGAAGAAUGUUGAAAAUUGUUACUUCUGUGCUGUAUUUCAGUAGUAUUGUCUGUAGUGUGUUCAAGUAGUAUUUCAUUUUUUAAAUAUUCAGUUUGAUUGUGAUUAAUAUCUGCUUCAUAAUAUUGGAAAGUAGUUGGUAUUGUCCACAGCAACAGCUUGCUGGGUCCUGUACUGAAAAUACUCAGAGUUUAACUUAGUUUAACCAAACACUUACAAUAAUAUUAUGCCAUAGACCUGUAAAUGUAGUGGUAAAGGGUUCCUAUACCUGUAUUACACAUUUUAAAAUAAAUAUUUUCAAAUACUUCAAAUAUUACACUUAGUAAUCAUUGUAUAUUAAUCAAAUGAAAGUGUUUUUUGACUGUGCAUUAUCAUUGGUCUGCUUGUUUGUUUAUUUGUUUAGUUUUGUUUUAUAUGUUAGAACUGACUUGAAAUCAUGAUCCUUUUAAUCCUGUAUCAGGUUAUCCUCAGUGGAUUAUAUUUAAAGUGCUUAACCUUUUUAGCAAGCAUUAUCCUUUAGGUUAGAGUAGAAGUCAGUCAACUAUUGCACAGUCGAUUUCAGGCAAGAAAAAUAAAGCUAAAAUCAUCCAACUUUAUAUGGAAUAUUUUCAGCUUACAUCACUUUUUAAAUUUUCUUUGGGCAUACUCGUCUUGUUUACUGGACUCGCAAAUGUAAACAUGUCACACCACUUCUUCACUCUCUUCAUUGGCUACCAGUUGAAGCUACAAUAGACUACAAGCUCUCAACUCUAUGCUAUGGAUUCUUUGAAGGCCCCUCUACUUUACUGAAAUCUUGUCUGUCCACACUCCUGCCUGAAACCUUGGCUCCUCAUGAGACAUGCACAUUCUACCCUCCCUCCCACAAAGACAGUCACAUACGGACAACGGACGUCCUCCCUCUGUGCUGCUAAGCAGUGGAACUCUCUUCCUCAUCACAUUCGCCACUCGGACUACAAGGCUGCAUUCAAACGCUCUGUGAAAACAAAUCUGUUCACAAAGUACUAUCCCCGAAUUCUUAACUCCUUUCAAAUAUUUCUGUCAUGCUAACCAUCAUGUAACUUCCUUCAUUGCUUUACUUUCUACUCUUGUGUUUUAUCUUUAUGUUGUUCAGUGUGUCUAUAUGUACAUCACUGUCUACUGUUAUCUUUCAUUUAUCAUAACUGGUUUAUGAUCUAUCUUGAUCGUGAUGCUGCGAACUAUAAAUACCCAUUAUUCUUAAUUAAACAAAUUAAGGAUUUGUCUAAGUUUUUAGUAGCCUGUUCAAAAACUUAUUACUGCUGCUGAGUAUCUUGAGAUGUUGGUGUAUAGAUUCUUUAAAAUGCU